Tympanuchus pallidicinctus (lesser prairie-chicken) is the source of this 4515-nucleotide messenger RNA. RefSeq names its product CUE domain containing 1 (gene CUEDC1). The record is from RefSeq and is a predicted model, not a curated record. The transcript has 11 exons. The coding region runs from base 958 to 2043 and encodes 361 amino acids. Gene Ontology annotation, molecular function: ubiquitin binding. NCBI's taxonomy places the organism in Eukaryota, Metazoa, Chordata, Aves, Galliformes, Phasianidae.
CACCGAUGUGCCGGUGGUCUUGGAGCUGUUUGUGGCCCUCGGGCUGAGUCCUGAGCUGCCCCUCCGGGCGGGGAUGGAGGUUUCUGGGGCUCCGUGUGCCCCCGGGGCUCCCCGUGAAGUGUGCGAACAGCAAUAGAAAAGAGCCAGAGCUGCCUCGCCCCUGGAAAUCACCACUUCAAAGCAGCACUGGAGAGUUGUCAGCCUCCUCAGGCAGUUUGGAAGAUUCCUUUUUAUUAUUUUUAAAAAAGCAGCAGUCGCACCUCCUCCUCAUACCUCCUCCCGCUGCUGCCACUGAAAAUAAAUGUGGGGGUGACAAUGUCUGUGAGGAAACCCAGCUGUCCUGGACUGACCCCCAGUUUGGGGAUGCCUGGUGGGGGUACCCAGGGGCACAUGGCACCCAGAGAAGCCUUCUGCUCCUUGCCUCCUCCAUCACACUCAUCUUGAACAGCCCCUCACCCAGACACCAGCACCCAGCUGGAUCUGUGGUGUCACGGUGUGGGGUUUUCCUUUGCAGGGCUCCAGGCCGUGUGCUUGGGCACCGUGGGGCUGGUGGGGGUGUGCAGUGAUGUGUGGCGUCCCCCAAUGAUAGCGAGCUCUUAUCAGCCUGCACCAAAGCAUGUUGUGCAAGUAAAGAUAACAGGGAUGCUGUAUGUGGCAGACAGCCCUGUUUGGACAGGAAAGGCUGGGAGGAGAGCUGGAAGGUGGCUUGUACUCAGUUUGUUGCCAUGAGGACGAAGUCUCAGGGCGGCAGUGGAGCUCUGGCACGAGGACAGCGUGUGCAGGAGGUCCGGAGCUCAGCGGGAGUGCUGCAAGGUGCUGGGAUGCUGCAGCGUGCCGGGGGCUGACGCGUGGAGCUCUGGCUGUGGGGAGCAGUGCCCCCGCCGCCCACCCAUGCUCCCGGCCGGCAGCCGGGGCCUCGCCCCGUGACGAGGUGCCCCCCUCACCAGGACCGCCGCCAUGACGAGCCUCUUUCGGCGCAGCAGCAGCAAUGGCGGCUCGCGCGGCGGCUCCUCGGCGCAGGAGCUCAACAACAGCCGCCCUGCCAGGCAGGUGCGCCGGCUGGAGUUCAACCAGGCCAUGGAGGACUUCAAGACCAUGUUCCCCAAUAUGGACUACGACAUCAUCGAGUGCGUUUUGAGGGCCAACAACGGUGCCGUGGAUGCCACCAUCGACCAGCUCCUCCAGAUGAACCUGGACGGCAGCGGCUGUGAGGACAGCUCGGACUCGGAGGACAGCAUUCCCCCUGAGAUCCUUGAGCGCACCCUGGAGCCAGACAGCUCGGAUGAGGAGCCUCCCCCAGUAUACUCCCCCCCAGCCUAUGAGAGCCAGAUGCUGAGCUGUCCACAUGCACCUCCCACCCCCCCACCCAGGACGGAUGUGCCGGGGCCUGGCCGCUACAGGAACUGGAACCCACCGCUGCUGGGCAACCUGCCUGAGGACUUCCUGCGCAUCCUACCCCAGCAAGCUGCCUGCACACAGGGCUCCUCUGGAUGCCGGCAGCCUGUGCCACGGGGCCAGGGCUCCCUGGAGCAGGAGAGGAGGUGGAAGCAGUACCUGGAGGACGAGCGGAUUGCGCUCUUCCUGCAGAACGAGGAGUUCAUGAAGGAGCUGCAAAGGAACCGGGACUUCCUCCUUGCCCUGGAGAGAGAUCGACUAAAAUACGAGUCAAAAAAAUCCAAGUCGACCAGUGCUGCUGUCAGCAAUGAUUUCUGUUUCUCCUCCAUAAUACCAGGUGAUGUAGCCACUCCUGGAACCAGCGAGGCUGGCAGUGCUGUGUCUGACGAUGCCUUAUUCAGAGACAAACUGAAACACAUGGGAAAAUCAACGCGCAAGAAGCUGUUUGAACUCGCCAGAGCCUUCUCUGAGAAGACAAAGAUGAGGAAGUCAAAAAGAAAACACUUGUUGAAGCACCAGGUGCUGGGGACAGCUGCAUCCACAGCAAAUCUUCUUGAUGACGUCGAAGGACACUCGUGCGAUGAAGAUUUUCAAGCACGGCGGCAGCAGCUCCGGGAAGAGGAGGAGACGCUGAAGGAAGGGCAGUAAAUGGUGAGGGCUGUGGUGCUGUGGCUGGUGACAGCUCCAGCGCCGUGAUGGGACAGUGCUGGCCGUGGUGCAGCUGAGGCUGAGCACACACUGUUCUUCCUCCUCCUGGUCUCCUCCCCUCCAGGUCCCAGCGCUGGGGUUUAUUGCUGGCACAGAAUGUGCAAAGGGCUUAAUAAGAAGAUGGCUGAAAAAAGGAAAACAAACACCCAACGACAAAUAACCCAAUUUUUUGGCUGUUCCCCCUCUGCUCUUGUACUCCUCUGAAGUACAAACGUUGAAGUGAGGCAGUUUUCUUUUCAGAGGUUUGAAAACAACUUCUCCUAUCUAGCAAAUCAGCCAAAAAAAAAAGGAAAGGAAACAGCUGGCAGCUGGUGUGAGCUGUGGCAUUGGAGCUGGUGGGUCUGGGACUCAGGGAGGAGCCGUCCCUCCUGCGCGUGGGAUCCACAGAGUUCUGCCAGAAGAGUGCACAUGGGCUGUGCUGAGGGGAUGCCCCGGCUGCGGGAGCUGCCUAGCAGAGCAACCCUGUGCAUAUCUGUGGUGAUCUGAUGUAAUUUUCCUCUGCGCACGCAGGAAAAGAAAACACAAGAAAGAAACUAAAAACUGUCGUCUACUAUUGCUAGGAGUAAUAAGCAGAGAUUCAGAUCAGGUAAUAGUGAAAUAAUAUAAGUUGUUUAUAAAAGGAAAGGCCUUCUUUUCCAAGGCAUUUCCCUUUGCAUUAAACCUUUGCCUUUGGCAUCGCUCAAACUGCCUUGAAGUCGGACCCUCACUGCCUUGCUCCCUGUGGGGCAGCACCAAGGGCUGGAUCUGCACUGGUGCAGCGGCCGGGCCAGGACAUGUCCUGUUGGGUGCAGUGCUCCAGUAGUGUUUCUGGGGCCGGGCAGGGACAUCCCUUGCCAUUGAUGAGGUGGAGAUUUGGGGUUUGCAGCUGGGGCUGGCGAAGAUGUUUUUGAUACAAUGAGCCGGUGUGGGGCAGGAGAAGCUCUCCAAGCCUUGGGGAUCGUUUUUCCAGGAGAGCGCAGGGGGAGCUGGGAAGCAGCGCUUGGAUCUCUGCAGCAUCCUGAGAUGCUGUCAGGCUAAAAAUAAUUAUGUAAACAAAUUCCUUCCUUGUGUAAGUAACGAGUGACGAGCACUAAGUCAGAAUUCGCUCCCGCCAGCACAUUUUCUUCUUCUUGAUCAGCAUAAUCUGUUUACUGCUCAGUCAGGAGGUGGCUGCAGACAUGCCUGUUCUGCUUUCUGGCUCCUGUGAACCAGCACAAAUGUUUUAAGAUUUGUGCUGCGAAGGUGGCAGAUGCAGAAUCUCAUCCACCAGACACGCACGCAACUGCUGUCCCUGCCUCUCUGUGGGAUUGCUAACAAAGCCCACAUUGCUCUGGCUCCUGGCGGGCUCCUCCCAAAUCCUCCCUGCAUCCCCUUUGAAGUGGAUGCCAACGUUUUUCCCCACAGCCACAGUGCACCUGUUGAGUGCUGCUGCAGGGCUGAGUGAGGCAGGGACACCACCUGCCAUCAGUGCUGCCGUGGGCUGCUUGCGCCACGGUUGGAGCUCCUUCAAGAAGCUGCCCUCAAGUCUGAGCCCAACUUUGAUUCUGCUCCUUUUUAAGGAAGGGGCAAUGGUGUCCCCUUUGAAGUGGGGGCUGCAGCAGUGCCAUGCUGCACUGGCCUAAUCCCCAAGGUGACUUUAGGUGGUGGGAACGGGGUGCAGGGAGGUACUGGGGAGGCACUGCUACUCUGUGUAUGGUCAGGAUCUGGAGAGGUGCGUGUCCCAUGUGGCACGGGGCAAGCAUGAAGCUGUGGCUUUGCUGCUGGAGCAGGAGCUGGGGGCUGCUAUCCCCAGCCUGAGGCUGGCUCUCAGAUAGCGGGAGGACACCGCUGCUCCCUCCCAGCCCAAAGCAGUGCUGUGUAGUUGGAAAAAAAAACAAGCUUGGAAUUGGAUCAGCUUGUAAACGUUCCAGUGCUUCUGAGCUACAAGGGCUUAACUUGCAGCAAAGUUUUCAUGCAUGCAUGAGGCACAGACAGGCGAUGCAGUAGCGCUCUUGUGGGCUGUGAGCUGCUGUCCCAGUGGCUGUGGCUGCUUUGGGGUCGGGGAAUGUGCUCCAAACAACGUGCCCUGUGCUGCGCAGCUCUGAGUGAUGUCACUCUGCGGCCAUUUUAAAAUACCUUGGAGGCACAAAACAUCGUUUCAAUGGACGAUGAAGAGUCGCUAUUUUAAUCUCCUUUAAAAAGACAGUGAAUCAGGUCUAAUGAGCAGAAAGGCCCCUACAACCAGCUCGGGAGCCAAAAUGCAUUUCUUGCAUAAAGCUGUACGAUUCUCAGUGACGUUUCUAUCACUUCUAUAUGAAAUGUUUUAAAAAGAACAACAAAAAAGAAGUCUGUGGCGUGUGUGAGUGUUGCUCUUUUAGAAUUUCCAUAAGUGAUUUUUUUUUCUUAAAAAUGUUUAAUAGUAAUUCACAUAAUAAAGUCCUGUUGUACUCUUAA